Parnassius apollo (apollo) is the source of this 282-nucleotide messenger RNA. The record is from the annotation of a GenBank genome assembly. Lineage: Eukaryota; Metazoa; Arthropoda; Insecta; Lepidoptera; Papilionidae.
AUGAUUAAUGAACAACGACUUCAAAAGAUACGUGACAAUAUAUUAAGCAACCUGAAUUCCCGACGAGACAAUAUGGAAAAUAAUUCCUCACUUAUCACAUCACAACACACGAUCCUUACACCCGAAACAGAAAACUCGACCCGAAACAGAGAAGUCGACGUUCAUCCAUUCAUUGUAGAAAGUAACACUCCCGUGCAUACACUUAGCUUAACCUUACAAACUCAACCUAACGAAUCAGUGAUAUCCACUCAAGCCUCUGAAGCUCAUAAAACCAAGCAAUAG